CACAAUGCGGUACCAUGCAUUUCAACUGGCUGAAGAAAACAUUUUACAAGCACACAUUUUAGAUCUGCUCCUCCAACCACACAGGAGUUCAUCAACAGUUCAGCUCCUCCCACAACAGUGAAUGAAAAGAGUUUAUGAAAGAAAGCUGAAAACAUGACUGAUCCAGAACCCUGCGGAAUAAAACUGGAAGAUGCUGAAGAACAAAUAGACUUGAUAGAAGAGAACGAGGAGAUUGAAGAACUGAUUAAAGAGGGGGAGAACCAUCAUGUCAAAACUGAAGAAACACCCUGGAGAUCCUCAUUGACAAGAAGAGACAAAACAUGGCCUGAGUGUGAACAGAGUCUCUCAUGCAAGCAAAAUCUUGAUAUUCACAUAAAAUGUCAUCUUGAAGGGAAGCUGUACACAUGUGAUCAAUGUGAAAAGACUUUCACAAUAAAAGGAAACGUUACAAAACACAUGAAUAUCCACACUGGAGAGAAGCCGUACACAUGUGAUCAGUGUGAAAAGACAUUCACAGUAAAAAAAUACCUUACAAAACACAUGAAAAUCCACACUGAAGAGAAGCCGUACACAUGUGAUCAGUGUGGGAAGAGUUUCACACAAAAAGGAUACCUUGAUGCACACCUAAAAACCCACAAUGGAGAGAAGCCGUACACAUGUGAUCAGUGUGGGAAGAGUUUCACACAAAAAGGAUACCUUGAUGCACACCUAAAAACCCACAAUGGAGAGAAGCCGUACACAUGUGAUCAGUGUGGGAAGAGUUUCAUACAUAAAGGAUGCCUUGAUGCACACCUAAAAACCCACACUGGAGAGAAGCCAUACACAUGUGAUCGGUGUGGGAAGAGUUUCAGACAAAAAGGAGCCCUUAAUGUACACAUGAGGAUCCACACUGGAGAGAAGCCGUACACAUGUGAUCAGUGUGGGAGGAGUUUCACACAAAGAGGAAACCUUAUUGCACACAAGAAAACCCACAGUGGAGAGAAGCCAUAUACAUGUAAUCAGUGUGGGAAGAAUUUCAAAAGAAAAGAAAGCCUUCAUGAUCACAUGAGGAUCCACACUGGAGAGAAGCCGUACACAUGUGAUCAGUGUGGGAGGAGUUUCAUACGAAGAGUAACCCUUUACAAACACAAGAAAACCCACACUGGAGUGAAACAGCACCAGACCGUUCACACUACAGAAACACCUUACAAGUGCUCACACUGUGAAAAGAGCUUCAAACGGUCAACACAUCUACAAAUACAUGAGAGGAUCCACACUGGAGAGAAGCCGUAUCACUGCCAUUCAUGUGGGAAGAGAUUCACUCAAUUAUAUUCUUUAAUCUGUCAUAAAUUACAUGUCUGCAUGUCUGAAAUUACAGUAAGUAGAUGAAGUUCUGAUCCUGUACUUCCAGGUGCUAGGUAGGGCUGCAUCAAGUAAUUAUUUUGCUAAUCGAUUAAUCAGAGAUUAUUAGAACGAUUAAUCAACUAUUCGUUGAUCAUUUCACAGAUUAAUCAGUAUCUUUAUUAAUUAUUU
Molecule: messenger RNA, 1512 nt
Organism: Sinocyclocheilus anshuiensis
Lineage: Eukaryota; Metazoa; Chordata; Actinopteri; Cypriniformes; Cyprinidae
Product: gastrula zinc finger protein XlCGF8.2DB-like
Exons: 4
Coding region: 154-1368 (404 amino acids)
Biological process (GO): regulation of cytokine production; negative regulation of transcription by RNA polymerase II; regulation of immune system process
Cellular component (GO): nucleoplasm
Molecular function (GO): RNA polymerase II cis-regulatory region sequence-specific DNA binding; DNA-binding transcription repressor activity, RNA polymerase II-specific
Source: RefSeq, a predicted model, not a curated record